AGAAACUAAAAUGUCUUCUCCAGCUUCCACAGCAGCGCUGUGAUUGGCUGACGGGACAUUUCCUUGGUGUGACGCCACAUCCGUUUCCGGCGACCUUCAGAGCAUGUGUGAAAAGUGAAGCUUCUCUGGGAUUCUGUCUAUUGAUGUCUUAACAGAGGGAUCGACAUGAGCUGGAGCUUAUAUAAAAUACCUGUGAACAGGUAAUGCAUGGUGAUCACAUGUUUCAAGGAAUAUACAGUGCUACUGCCAUCCUGUUAGCUAUAAGCUUUGCCAUUGGGCAUGUUGUAUAAUUACAUUGCUCUUGCAUCAUGGGAAAUGUAGUUCUCCUGAUUCUAGAGUGCCAACAUUAGUCAUGGUAUGGUAAAUCAAAACAUGUUUAGUUUUAUUCUUAUGUGUUGUUAUAUUAUAGUACACUUUAAAAAAAAGUUUACAUUUGUUAAAUAGUUUUGUUUUAUUUUAAAUGACCAGUCAAGUAUAAUAGGUGUAUGCAAAAUAGUUGACUUUUCGAUCAUCAGUUUCAAAAUAAUUAAGGGAUGCUCUUAGCACCAUUGUAUCUUGCUGUAGUAGCUAUGGUGCCAGCAUGCUCCCGGAGCUGUCCCCAAGCCCCUUGAUCUCGGUAUUGCUAUUAGCGCUUUUUUUUUUUUUUCUUCAAAUUUGGACAGCAUUUGUUGGCUAAGCGUUCCCUUAAUACCCGAAAUAUGCUGGGACCAGAACCAGUAGAGAGGGUCGUAGUGCUUAGAGAUACCAUUUAACCUUUUUUUUUUCUGUUACGGUAAAUUCACUGAACAAAAUUAUAAACGCAAAACUUGUUUUUGCCCCCAUUUUUCAUGAGCUGAACUCAAAUAUCUAAGAUGUUUUCUAUGUACAAAGAAGGACUUUCUCUCAAAUAUUGUUCACAAAUCUGUGUUAGUGAGCACUUCUCCUUUGCCGAGAUAAUCCCUCCACCUCACAGGUGUGGCAUAUCAAGAUGUUGAUUAAACAGCAUGAUUAUUGCACAGGUGUGCCUUAGGCUGGCCACUCUAAAAUGUGCAGUUUUAUCAUACAGCACAAUGCCACAGAUGUCACAAGUUUUGAGGGAGCGUGCAAUUGGCAUGCGGACUGCAGGAAUGUCCACGAGCUGUUGCCCGUGAAUUGAAUGUUCACCAUAAGUUGUCUCCAAAGGAGUUUCAGCGAAUUUGGCAGUACAUCCAACCGGCCACACCAGCCUGGAACCUCCAAAUCCAACAUUUUCACCUCAAAGAUCGUCUGAAACUUGCCACCUGGACAGCUGCUGCAACAAUCCGUUUGCAUAACCAAAGAAUUUCUGCACAAACUGACAAACUGUCUCAGGGAAGCUCAUUUGCAUGCUUGUCUUACUCAUCAGGGGCCGCGACCUGACUGCAGUUCGUCGUCGUAACCGAUUUGAGUGGGCAAAUGCUCACAUUCGAUGGCAUCUGGCACUUUGGAAAGGAAUUCUCUUCAUGGAUGAAUCCUGGUUUUCGCGGUACAGGGCAGAUGGCAGACAGCGUGUAUGGCAUAGUGUGGGUGAGUGGUUUGCUGAUGUCAACAUUGUGGAUCGAGUGGCCCAUGGUGGCAGUGGGUUUAUGGUAUGGGCAUGUAUGUAAUGCACAACGAACACAGGUGCAUUUUAUUGAUGGCACAGAUAUACCGUGACAAGAUCCUGAGGCCCAUUGUUGUGCCAUUCAUCCACGACCAUCACCUCAUGUUGCAGCAUGAUAAUGCACGGCCCAUGUUGCAAGGAUCUGUACACAAUUUCUGAAAACAAUCCAGUUCUUGCAUGGCCAGCAUAUUCACCACAUAUGUAACCCAUUGAGCAUGUUUGGAUCUGUGUAUACGACCGCAUGUUCCAGGUUCUGCCAAUGUCCUCAACUUCAAACAGCCAUUAAAGAGGAGUGGACCAACGUUCUACUGGCUACAAUCAACAACCUGAUCAACUCUAUGCGAAAGAUAUGUGUUGCACUGCGUGAGGCAAAUGGUGGUCACACCAGAUACUGACUGGUUUUCGGCCAGCCUAAGGCACACCUCUGCAAUUAUCAUGCUGUCUAAUCAGCAUCUUGAUAUGCCACACCUGUGAGGUGGAUGGAUUAUCUCAGCAAAGAAGUGCUCACUAAUACAGGUUUAAACAGAUUUGUGAACAGUAUUUAAGAGAAAUAGGCCUAGACAUAGAAAAAGUCUUAGAUCUUUGAGUUCAGCUCAUGAAAAGUAUGGGCAAAAACAAGUGUUGUUUUAUAAUUUUGUUCAGUGUAGUUUGAUACUACAUAUCAGCAUAUCUUUGUAAAGUAAUCAAAUGUGAGCAGGAUAUUGCUUUACUGCAGAGGGAUUUGGAUAGAUUGGGGGAAUGGGCACUAAAAUGGCAGAUUAAAUUUAACGUAGAGAAAUGCAAAGUUAUGCACUUCGGGGUUAAGAAUGGACAAGCAACUUACACACCUAAAUGGUAGUGAAUUAGGAAUAACCACACACGAGAAGGAUUUGGGAAUUGUUAUAGACAACAAAUUAGGCAGCAAUAUGCAAUGUCAAUCUGCAGUUGCUAAGGCCAGUAAGAUUUUGUCAUGUAUAAAUAGGGGCAUAAAUUCUCGGGAUGAAAAUAUAAUUUUGCCUCUUUAUAAAUCGCUGGUAAGACCACACCUUGAAUAUGCUGUGCAAUUUUGGGCGCCUGUUCUAAAGAAGGAUAUCAUGGCACUGGAGAGGGUCCAGAGACGAGCUACAAAAUUGAUAAAAGGAAUGGAGCAUUUUAGUUAUGAAGAAAGGUUAAAAAAAAUUAAAUCUGUUUAGUUUGGAAAAACGGCACCUGAAAGGGGAAAUGAUAACUUAAUACAAAUAUAUUCGGGGCCAGUUUUAUCUGGAAAUCUAUUCAUAAACAAGGCUAUACAUAGGACACAAGGUCACACAUUUAGGCUGGAAGAAAGGAUAUUUCAUCUAAGGCAAAAAAAGGGUUUUUUUACAGUAAGAGCAAUAAGGAUAUGGAAUUCUCUGCCUGAAGUCAGUCAUUACAGAUGUUUAAACUGCAAUUGGAUAAAUACUUACAAAAACAUAACAUACAGGGAUAUAAUUUCUAAUUAGUGGGGUAAUAGCUGCUUGAUCCAAGGAGACAUCUGACUGCUAUUUUGGGGUCAAGAAGGAAUUUUUUCCUAGUUUGUGGCAAAAUUGGAAGCGCUUCAGACUGGGUUUUUUGCCUUCUUUUGGAUCAACAGCGAAAAACAAAUGUGAGGAAGGCUGAACUUUAUGGACGCAAGUCUCUUUUUAGCAAUGUAAUAUCUAGCCAAUUGGCUGUGUGUGUAUUUAUAUUAAAACACAUUUCAUAUGACAGAGACCCUUUUGGAAGAUAAUAAAUAUUACAAUUUAUGUUUUGUGAUUAUAUCAGAUGUUGAAAGAAGGAGCAUGUAUGUAAAAGCAUAGCUGGUGGAAUGGUGUGUGUGAUACAAACAUUAUAGGAUAGCGGCAAUCUUUAUAAACUUUAGAAGAUCUUGGAGUUGCUCAAGUCUUUUUCUAGGUAAUUAUUAGUCCUCAUCAGUUGAACGUCAUUAUUCCUAUGUUGCAUUUUCUUUUUUUUUUCUUCAAAAGGUGCACUCAUAACCCCAAUAUGCCCUUAUCAAGGUCUUGGUAACACAAAUGUAUUUUUGAAACGGGAAUGAGACCUCUUCACACACUCGCAUUCAUGAAAGCGAACAAGUCUCUUCACUUAUAGAGGUUACAUACAUCACUAAUACGCAUCCUUAGAAAUUGCGGUCCACAGCACUACGACUAACAAAUGGUUAAUAAUUAUCAGAGCCAAUCAACAUGGCUUAUACAGGUACCUGCCAUAAUUUACAAGAUAGAUUAAUAGGUGUUGUGAGCAGUCAUGGUUUGUAAAUCAAUUAAAAAGUGCAGAAUAUUUUUUUUUUCUCUUGUAAAAACACUAGAUUGCUGGAGGUUUUUAUGUAACAAUGUUGUUGUUUUUUUAAUCUAUUAUAGGAUAAGUCGACCUCUUGCGUUGGUCUGUCAUGUUCGAACACUUCAUUUAAAAGUCAACCCGGACUGCAAAGAAGAUGAUCCCUCCAAACCGCUGAAAUUCUCUACUAGUAAAGCCAGUCACAGACAUUGGUCUUUUGAGAAGUCAAUGGGUAGUGAGGACAAGAGACCAUUAUGGAAAGUUUUGCCAGUGAGUUUCCUAAUUGGAUCCAUCCUGAUCUGGGCAUCCUUCAGAGAAGAAACUGAAAUUGAUGAACAGAUUUACAAACCUAUUGAGCAACUCCAACCAGCCCCUGAGAUAAAUGAAACGGACACAGAAGUAAAAAAAUAAUUUUUUUUUAAAUUUUUUUUUUUUUAACACGAGGAUGGUCUUACUAAACUUUAUUUACGAGAAGGGGGUCUACCUGAUCUACAACUGUGCAUGGGAAUACUAUGGUUGCUUGAUCGCUAAGAAAAAAACACCUGACACACCAUUCAGUGAAAGAUUUAAACAUUGCUGAUCAGUGGAAGGUGCAUGUAUAGUGUAAAUAAAAUUAUACCAGAGAUACUUAAAGAAAGUGAAUGUUCAUGGAGGUUUUAAAAGGUGCUUGUUGCUGUAUGUGAAUGUAGGCUUGGUUCAUGUAUGUUAAACAUGCUUUUAAUUCAAUGUACAUCAUCUGUUACCAUACUGUUAUGGUUAACAUACAAGAUGGGGGGGGGGUUGUUUGUAGCAUGGUUAGAAUGACAUAAAAACAGACUUGGAAGCUGAAUUUAUUUAAGACGGUUUAUUGCUGCAGUACCUUUAAAAGGCAAAGAUGCACUUUUACAGGGAAUGUGAGUGCUCUGGAGGUUUAUUUACUCCAAUGGCCAUUGGAGGGAAUGCCCACCAGCCAAACUGGGGAGGUUUGCCUUGACAUUGGCAGGCGGGCAUUCCCUCCAAUGGCCAUUGGAGUAAAUAAAUAACCUCCAUUUGUUUAAAUAUACAUAGGGAUUUAGGAGAGAGCGCAGGUAACUUUUUUUUUUUUUUUUCUCUUUGGUUUUUAAAAUAAAUAUAAAUGAAUUUUAUAUAAAAAAAAAAAAUUUUUUUAUAUAUAUAUUAUACUCUGAUGUGUACUUUGGUCGUUGCUGCCGCCCAGGAGUGACGGGAGUGAGCGCAGAACUUGUAAUCUUUAAUAAGUGUUGGAAUUAAAAUUCCUAUCUGGCAAUGAAUGAAAAAUAACAAGUGGAUAUGCCUAGAUCUAUACAUAUCUCCUUCUAGUAAAGAUUUUAAAGGGACAUUUUAAGCACCAGAAACACUAUUGCGUAGCAUAGUGGCUGUUCCACAAAGAAACUGUCCCUGCUAUUUCACCAGUGUAAACCCUGCCAUUUUGUUUAGAAAAAUGUAGUGUUUACACUGCUUUCUAUGGAUAUCUCUCAGAACAGCCACUGGAGGCGUUACCAGUUGCAUCUUCACUCUCAGCAUGAAAAUUCAGAACAUUUGCAGCAGAGAUGCAUUGCUACAUUGCACAUGCAUUGAAUUGGCUGAGAUCAGUCAUUGAUGAUCUGAGCCAGGGUAGAACAGCAGCUGCAUCAAGACAACUGCAUGGUGAGAGACUAACAGCGAGUACAUGUUAAUUUGACUUUUCAUGGCAGUACAUACAAAUGGAAAUUGGGUUAUAAAUAGAAAUUAGCUUAAAGGGACAGUAACACUAGAAAUACAAACAUCUACUACAGAAUGUUGGCAGAGGCAAGAAAUGGGUUGAAGUUCAUGUAAUAAUUUAAUUAUUUUCCGUAGAUGCACGAUCAUUUUAUUUCUACCUUCAGAAACUGAUAAAUAGAUUAGCUUAACCCCUUAAGGACACAUGACAUGUCAUGAUUCCCUUUUAGUCCAGAGGUUUGGUCCUUAACGGGUUAAAGGGACACUAACAAUACAGUUUCUGAAGGUAGAAAGAAAAUGAUAGGUGUGCAUCUACAGAAAAUAAAGGGAAACUAUAGUCACCUGAACAACUUCAGCUUAAUGAGGUUGUUCAGGUGCAAACUACAGCUCCAUUCAGCCUUUCUUAUGUAAACACUGUAUUUUCUGAGAAAAUACAGUGUUUACAUGAGUAUUUUCUGAGAAAAUAGUGUUUACAGUGAAAGCUAGGAACACCUCCAGUUGCAGUCACUCAGAGUGAACCAGAGGGACUUCUGAGUUGGAGGCAUAAUAUGCCUCCAUCCACUCAGAUCUGCUGUGCACGAGCAUCCUGUGAUUCAGUAUCUCCUCCCACUGCAUGCAGACACUGAACUUUCCUCAUAGAGAUUCAUUGAUUCAAUUCAUUUCUAGGAGGAGAUGUUGAAUGGCCAGGGCUGUGUUUGAAUAAUGCUGGCUCUGCCCCUGAUCUACCUCCUUGUCAGUCUCUGCCAAUCCUAUGGGGAAGCACUGUGAUUGGAUCAAGCUAUCACAUGUCAGCAGACUGCUUGUUUUUUCCCUGAGUUUAACAGCAUGCAGAUUUACAGCUUCUGGCUUGAAUACAGUAAGAUUUUUACUAUAUUUAUGGAGGCAUGAGGGGCCCAGGGGGGCUAGAUGGUCAUGUUAAAACUAUAGGGUCAGGAAUACAUGUAGUUGCACUGGUGACUAUAGUGUCCCUUUAAAUUUGUAAAUCAACUUCAAAACAAAAUCUUAACUCCUUGCUUUCCUACCAUCAUUUUGUUGGUCAGUUGCAAUUGAAAAGUUCUGCAGGAGAUGUUGGUGUUGUAAAAUGGUAAACUAUUUUGGAUAACUAAUCUAGCUAACAUACGAUGAAGGUUUUAUUAUUUGUAGAUUGUCUUUAGAGGACAGUAUUGCAGUGUGAUGGAAAACCAUUGGACUACAAACCUGCCACCUAAUCGAUAAUACAACUAGCUAUUUCAUAUUCAAUGUCAUGAUAUCACUGAUCAUGUAGCUCGAAUAAGUUCACAAAGUUGCACACACAAAAAAGUAAAUAAAAUGCAUUGAAACAGUGAGUGCAGCCAUGAUGAUGCUGGGGAAAAGAAAAAACCUCAGCACUUAGUUUGAGAAGUUUAACAUUAACUGUUUUAAUAUAUCCUGCCAGGACAUGUGAAAAAUCAGUUUUUCACAGGUGAAUGUAAAAGUUUCCAUGAAUUAAAUCUCUAAAGGACCUCAAGGAGGGUUGUUAGCUUAACUGUAAAAAAAAUAUAUAUAUAUAGAAUUUAAAGUUUACUUAAUAUAUGAAAAACUGAAGAGCUGCCUUAAAGAGUUUUUCAAAUUCAGAUAUUGUGGCUUAAAAUUCACUUUGAAU
Molecule: messenger RNA, 7184 nt
Organism: Pelobates cultripes (western spadefoot toad)
Lineage: Eukaryota; Metazoa; Chordata; Amphibia; Anura; Pelobatidae
Source: the annotation of a GenBank genome assembly